CCGGCAGCGGAGCGGGGCUGGAGCCCGAGCCCGGCGGAGGGAUGGGACAGCGGCGGGGCCCGGCCGUGCUGCUCCUCGCUCUGGGGCACCUGGCCGGGCUGCUGGCAGCGGGACCCGCUUGCGCCGACGCUUACCGCGGCCUCUCGGACUGCGUCCUCAAGCUGGGGGACAGCAUGGCCACGUACGAGGAGGAGGAGGGCAUCGAGCUGCAGGGGCUGCACCGAGUCUGCAGGUAUUGGGAUGAAUUCCACACUUGUACCCUGACAGUGCUCUGGGAAUGCCAGAAGGAAGCAGCAGCUGUCUGGGAGAUGCUGAGAAGGGAGUCCCAAAAAAACAAAUUUCAAGGCAGCUUGUUCCACCUCUGCAGCCCCAGCAUGGCCCAAAGCUCUGCCUGGACCCGCGUUCCCAACAUUUCCAUCCUCAGCAUGCCCCUCAUCGUCACUUGGCUGAACUUAUAAACUGCAGCUCUGUGAGUAUCCCAACAAAAGUGGUGGCAAUGUGUGGUGUGGCACCUUUCAGAUCUAUUUUCCAAACCUUUGAGGAAUACACUGCGUGGAGCUCAGAAACUCCUGGCUCCAUCCUGCGCCUGUGAGACAUGGAAAAGCUUGGCAGCAUCUCCAGGGUGUUGAAAUUUCUCUGUAAUUUGGAAUAACUCCUCUCCCACUUCUGCCUCAAGGCACGGGCACAGAUCUGGCUGUCAGGAGAUUUGGGAACUUGUAAAUACAGGGCACAGGACCUGGCUGUCAGGAGAUUUGGGAACUUGUAAAUACAGGGCACAGGACUUGGGGAGAAAUGAUAAAUUCUGGAAAAAGGAUGAAUGCUGGAUACUUCUGCACUCUUCUGUGGCAACUGAAAGGAAAUCUGUUUAUUUUGCUGACUCUUUCCACCAGAUAAACUCUCCAGGGUUUUGAUUUGGGCACUCAAAAAAUGGGUAUUUUCCCCACUGCUCCAUGAGGUACAGGGGAUGGUGUCUGUCCUGUACUGGCCUUCCUUCUUUGAGGACAAGGUAAAACCCCUGCUGAACAAUAAUCACAGUUGCAUGACUUCUCUUGCACACAUCUGAAUUCCUGAGUAACUUCUGUGUUAUGUGUAAAUCCCUGUUCUGUGGACAGAGGUGAAAAAUACUUGGGGGGAGUAUCAAGCUAGGAGGACAAAAGGGAUUUAUAGCAACUCUUCUGCUUUAAAGCUUUCCCCAAGGUACCUGUAAGCAGCUGUGGGUAGAAGUGUGUAAUUCCAGAGUAUUAAAGUUUGUUGUAGAGCCAA
Lonchura striata (white-rumped munia) is the source of this 1263-nucleotide messenger RNA. RefSeq names its product neuritin. Gene Ontology annotation, cellular component: plasma membrane. The record is from RefSeq and is a predicted model, not a curated record. Gene Ontology annotation, biological process: neuron projection extension; nervous system development. NCBI's taxonomy places the organism in Eukaryota, Metazoa, Chordata, Aves, Passeriformes, Estrildidae.